Messenger RNA from Pipistrellus nathusii (Nathusius's pipistrelle), 549 nucleotides. NCBI's taxonomy places the organism in Eukaryota, Metazoa, Chordata, Mammalia, Chiroptera, Vespertilionidae. The record is from the annotation of a GenBank genome assembly.
AUGAGAGAGAAUCAUCCACCAGCUGUCUCUUGCAUGGCCCCUACUGGGGAUGUGCCCGCAACCAAGAUGCCGGUGCUGAAGCAGCUGGGCCCCGCGCAGCCCAGGAAGCGGCCAGAGCGCGGCGCCCUGUCCAUCUCCGCGCCACUCGGCGACUUCCGGCACACGCUGCACGUGGGGCGCGGCGGCGACGCCUUCGGGGACACCUCGUUCCUGAGCCGCCACGGCGGGGGGCCGCCCCCCGAGCCCCGCGCGCCGCCCGCGGGGGUCCCGCGCCCCGCGCCGCCGCCCGCCGCGCCCCAGCCGCCGCCGCCCGCCCUGCGCGCGCCCGCGCCCGCCGACCCGCUGCUGUCCUUCCACCUGGACCUCGGGCCCUCCAUGCUGGACGCCGUGCUGGGCGUCAUGGACGCGGGGCGCCCCAGGGCCGCCGCCAAGCCCGGCGCCGACGCGGACCCCGGCUCCGGGGCGCAGCAGCAGCAGCAGCAGCAGCUCCCCGGGGCCCGCGGCCGCCCCAGCGCGGACCUGGAGCUGGACGACGUCAUUGGCCUGUAG